Clupea harengus (Atlantic herring) is the source of this 1071-nucleotide messenger RNA. RefSeq names its product pancreas/duodenum homeobox protein 1-like. Gene Ontology annotation, cellular component: nucleus. Gene Ontology annotation, molecular function: DNA-binding transcription factor activity, RNA polymerase II-specific; RNA polymerase II cis-regulatory region sequence-specific DNA binding. The record is from RefSeq and is a predicted model, not a curated record. Gene Ontology annotation, biological process: regulation of transcription by RNA polymerase II. The transcript is spliced from 2 exons. The coding region runs from base 1 to 627 and encodes 208 amino acids. NCBI's taxonomy places the organism in Eukaryota, Metazoa, Chordata, Actinopteri, Clupeiformes, Clupeidae.
AUGGACACCCUGGAUAUUUUUUACGGCGAUAGCUUUCCGUCACAGACACCCGAGGAGUACCCGCAGAAUCCACCCGCCUGUCGCUUUUCCCGCAGCUGUGAGCAAGUGCCUUUGGCCCCGUAUGCCCCGUUCGAGAACGGAGGAAAAGAAGACUUGAUACCUUACAACCUGCCGCCUUGCCAACACGCGAUUACCGAACAAACACACACCCAUGGGUACCUGGCAGAGAAGGAGCGAGUUGUGGACGACUACCAACAGAUCCCCCGGCGUGAGCAACCUACUGAACCCGGUGGACAGUUUGCUUUCCCGUGGAUGAGGACCUCCAGGUCCCAUUCCCAAUGUUGUUUUCCAGGAGGUUACCCCGAUGACCUCGACGAACACAAGCGAAGCCGAACAGCCUACAGUCGGGCUCAACUUUUGGAGCUGGAGAAGGAGUUCCUUUUCAAUAAAUACAUCUCGCGACCACGCAGGUACGAACUGGCUACCACCCUUAACCUCACAGAGCGACACAUCAAAAUCUGGUUCCAGAACCGACGGAUGAAAUGGAAAAAGGAGGAGACGAAGAAGCGAGUUUCGGAAACCAGGGCCCCAGACCAGAAGCAAGAACAAACUGCCUCUACCAGUUGAGUUUUAAGCCACGUUCGGACAAUUGUUUUCCUUCAGCACUGGAGUAUGAGACAACGAGAGCUCAUUUAUUAUAAUUGUAUUACACUAUUACAUUGCCUAUAUUUAGAGGAAAGAAUAAUGUGUUUACAAGUUUAAAUACUGUGGCUGUGUUCAUAUGAGGGCAAUGUAUAGCCUAGGGCAUUGCAUUAACGUUGAUGAGAUGUAAGAAACAUACACCUUUUCGUGAAUGAUGGAAGGGCCAUUUUAAAAGUAAAGAUAUUAAAUAUUUGUUCGAUGAUUGUUGAAAGAGAACCGUGUUCCCCAUGGCUUGCAGGUCAGGCCCAUUCUACCUGUAAUACUUUGGCUAAAAUGAAGGCUUCUUGUGUCGCUCAUAGUAGGCUGUACAACUUUAUUUUCGUGUUAUUCUUAACAAUAAUGAACAGUCAUUAGGAUAUUAAAUUCCUA